This is a messenger RNA of Chironomus riparius, 988 nucleotides long. NCBI's taxonomy places the organism in Eukaryota, Metazoa, Arthropoda, Insecta, Diptera, Chironomidae. The record is from the annotation of a GenBank genome assembly.
AUGUAUCGACUUCCAAGUAACAUAAACAAUGAACCGAUUUUCAAUGAUUUUAAUGAUACAAGUGUAGUAAGCUUUAAUCCCCAAACUGGAAAGAUAACAAUGUCCUGUAGUGUAUCUGAACUACCCCCGGGGUGUAGACUCCGCGGCAUGGGCUCCGCAGUACAAAGUGGUUCACUUAAUAAAUCAUUGACUGGUGGACAGGACUCUUCAAAUGGUGCACUACCGAGAUCGCAAAGACCCUGUUAUUUUUGUUGGUGUUGUUGCUGUAAUUGUUCAUGUUUGGCAAUAAAAAAUAAUGAUGAUAAUGGACCAACGAAAAAGGAUCCGGCGAAUUCUGAAUUAUUAUUAGAUGGUGAACAGCCAACAUUAGAAGAAAUAAGAAGUUGGUCUAAAAGUUUCGAUAAACUUAUGAGAAGUCCAGGUGGACGGAAAAUAUUUCGCGAUUUUUUACGUUGUGAAUAUAGCGAAGAAAAUAUCCUCUUUUGGCUGGCUUGUGAGGAGCUGAAACAGGAAACGAAUCCUGAGGCCAUAGAGGAAAAGGCUAGAUAUAUUUAUGAAGAUUAUAUCUCAAUAUUAUCACCAAAAGAGGUAUCAUUAGAUUCUCGAGUAAGAGAAAUAGUUAAUAGAAAUAUGGUAGAACCAACUCCGCACACAUUUGAUGAGGCUCAACUACAAAUUUAUACAUUAAUGCAUAGAGAUUCGUAUCCAAGAUUCAUCAACUCACCAUUAUUUAAAACACUGGCGCAAAUAUCAGAAGGAUCAACGGCAUCAAAUGCUGAAAGUCCCGCAUGAGCAAGGCAUACACCUACAUAGGUAAUUUACUAAUUAAAACUAAAGUUAUUUGAAUAACAAAACAAAAAAAAACAUGAGCGCAUAAAAGAAGAAAAAAAAUUAAGGAACAAAGAAGAAAAGAAAAAUUAUGUAAUAGUUAAAGUAAUAAUGCAAAUGGAUAUAACAUUAUUAUGAUGAUCGUGACUAAUGUUCAAAC